UUGUGAUUGGUCAUAACCUUUUCCGGUGAGGCAUCCAUCCAUCCGAGGACUGUGAGGAAGCCAGUGUAAACGGAGUAAACACGUACACAAACUCAUCUAAGCGACUCAGCAGGUCACCAUGGCGUCCAGCAGUACGAGCAGCGAAGAAGAGAGGAGCUUGCGGGAAUGUGAGCGCUACGUGCAGAAGCACAACGUCCAGCAGCUGCUGAAGGACUGCAUUGUGCAGCUGUGCACUAACAGGCCUGAAAGGCCCAUGGCUUUCCUCAAAGAGUACUUCGAGAGGCUUGAGAAGGAGGAAGCUAAACAAUUCGCCAGCCAGCAGAAGUCAAGCUCUCGCUCAGACUCCCGUGAAGAUGAGGUUUCUCCUCCCAUGAACCCUGUGGUUAAGGGCAGACGGCGCCGCGGUGCCAUCAGUGCAGAGGUCUACACUGAGGAAGAUGCAGCAUCUUAUGUCAGAAAGGUUAUUCCUAAAGACUAUAAAACUAUGGCUGCUCUUGCUAAAGCGAUUGAAAAGAAUGUGCUUUUUGCUCAUCUUGAUGACAAUGAAAGAAGUGACAUAUUUGACGCCAUGUUCUCAGUCACCUACAUUGCAGGAGAGACCGUCAUUCAACAAGGGGAUGAGGGUGACAAUUUUUAUGUUAUUGACCAAGGUGAAAUGGAUGUGUACGUCAACAAUGAGUGGGUGACCAGUAUUGGAGAGGGUGGCAGUUUUGGUGAGCUGGCUUUGAUCUACGGCACUCCCAGAGCAGCCAGUGUCAGAGCAAAGACCAACGUCAAGCUGUGGGGAAUCGACAGAGACAGCUACAGGAGAAUACUCAUGGGAAGUACUCUGAGAAAGAGAAAAAUGUAUGAGGAAUUCCUUAGCAAAGUCUCAAUUUUGGAGUCUCUGGAUAAAUGGGAACGGUUGACAGUUGCUGAUGCCCUCGAGACAGUCCAGUUUGAAGAUGGCCAGAAGAUUGUUGUGCAGGGUCAACCAGGAGAUGAAUUUUUCAUUAUCCUUGAGGGUUCGGCAGCAGUCCUGCAGCGGCGGUCGGAGAAUGAGGAAUUUGUAGAGGUUGGAAGACUAGCACCAUCUGACUACUUCGGUGAGAUUGCUCUGCUCAUGAACCGGCCUCGUGCCGCCACUGUGGUAGCUCGUGGCCCGCUGAAGUGCGUAAAACUUGACCGUCCCCGGUUCGAACGCGUGCUUGGCCCCUGCUCAGAUAUCCUGAAGCGAAACAUACAGCAGUACAACAGCUUUGUAUCUCUGUCGGUCUGAGGCGCACUAGGCUCUUUCCUCCUCUAUUGCAGGGUCCACCAAUGCAAAUCCGCUUUAUUUUCUUACUUUAUGCAUUUUCCAACACCCAGAUGCCCAUUCACUUCAGUGUUCUCUCUCUAUCUGUUUUUUUCUAUUUGUGGCGUACCCUGUCACGUUCGUAUCCAUUGUAGAUUUACCAUAAGGCUGGUUGUUAUUUUUGCCUGAGAAACGAGCCAAUCUUUGUGCCACAGAUGCCUGUCAUGUGAACAGAUGUUGAACUAACAAGGUCUGUCGGGAUUGUCUCUUUCCUCCAAAAUUGCUUCGCGUUUCUGUAUAACAGUGUUUUGAAUGGAAGGAAAUCAGUGGCAGGGUUAGCAGUCAUGUAGUCUAUCUAUUCAGUAUAUGAUGCAUCUUAAUUGAGGCAUCGAGUUUCAGAUUCUGUUUUCCCUCGUUAAUUUCAAGCAUUUGAGUAUAGGGAAGCCAAAGGCAUAAAUCCAUGUGUGUUAUGUUGUUUUCUUGGGGGUACUGAAGCUAAAGGGGUCCUAUUAUGCUCCACCUGCAAGCUUCAGUGUAAAUAUUGCGUCAAAAUCAAAU
Sinocyclocheilus grahami is the source of this 1831-nucleotide messenger RNA. RefSeq names its product protein kinase, cAMP-dependent, regulatory, type I, alpha (tissue specific extinguisher 1) a (gene prkar1aa). Gene Ontology annotation, biological process: negative regulation of cAMP-dependent protein kinase activity. NCBI's taxonomy places the organism in Eukaryota, Metazoa, Chordata, Actinopteri, Cypriniformes, Cyprinidae. The record is from RefSeq and is a predicted model, not a curated record. The transcript has 11 exons. Gene Ontology annotation, molecular function: protein kinase A catalytic subunit binding; cAMP binding; cAMP-dependent protein kinase inhibitor activity. Gene Ontology annotation, cellular component: cAMP-dependent protein kinase complex; cytosol. The coding region runs from base 119 to 1258 and encodes 379 amino acids.